Vanessa atalanta (red admiral) is the source of this 1537-nucleotide messenger RNA. Its product is annotated as cytochrome P450 4C1-like. The transcript is spliced from 11 exons. Bases 70 to 1530 code for a protein of 486 amino acids. Gene Ontology annotation, molecular function: heme binding; monooxygenase activity; iron ion binding. Lineage: Eukaryota; Metazoa; Arthropoda; Insecta; Lepidoptera; Nymphalidae. The record is from RefSeq and is a predicted model, not a curated record.
UUUAUUUUAUAUAUUAAUUAUUUUUAGCCACUUUGUUCGAUCACUCAUUUUAUAAAAUAAGGUUUCGCCAUGCUGUGGUUAUUAAUUCUACUGGCGUUAUGUAUGACUUACUGGAUAUUUUACACGAGACGGCUACCAGACGAGCCGCCGAUGCUGCCAGGCGCUUUGCCAUUUAUUGGACACUCUCACAAACUUCUGGGAAGCACGGAGAAUUUCUGGAAGCAAAUCAAGGAUAUGAGUUACAAAUGCAUGGAUUUGGGCCAUGUAUCAUAUUUCUACUCUGGACCAUACAAAUUUUACAUUUUAACUGAUCCAGAUGACAUAUACAAAUUAUCAAACACAUGCCUCGAAAAAGAUAAGUUUAGCCACGAUUUCACAAAGGAACUUCUCGGCGAUGGAUUGCUAUUUUCGCGAGUACCAACGUGGAAGCGACACCGUAAGCUCAUAAGUCCAGCGUUUAAUCAGCAAAUACUUGAUGGUUUCAUGGAUAUCUUUAAUUCACAAGGCAGACGUAUGGUGCAGCGAUUAAAACAGGUUGACGGGAAGGGCCCUUUUGAUCAUUCGCAUUACGUAAGGCAGAAUUUUAUGGAAACUAUUUGUUUAACGGCAUUAGAUGAUUGUAUAACUGAAGAAGAAGCAGUAAAUUACGUGAAAGCAUUUGAAUCGUAUCUUAAUAACAACAUCGUUAGAUUCCAGAGCUUCUGGCUACAUUCAAAAUUUUUGUAUAACUUUAGUAGUCUUAAGAAGAAACAAGAUGCUUGUAUGCAAUUUUUACACGAUACAUCUGAUUCUGUUCUAAGGAAAAAGAGGGCUCAGAGAAAACUUAGUAAAGUUUCUAAUACAUGCAAAGAUACAAAUCCUAAAGUAAAAGUUUUUAUGGACCUGAUGUUGGAUCUCGAUGAAGGGACACUAACAGAUCAAGAAAUAAGGGAUGAAAUGAAUACUAUUAUGAUGGCAGGCCACGAUACAUCGGCUAAUGUUAUUGUUUUUGCUUUAUUGCUGAUCGGAUCGUACCCUGAUGUUCAGGAACGAAUCUACAAAGAAUUACGAGAAGUAUUAGAAGACAGAGAUGUUGAAAAACAAGAUUUGUCUCGUCUUGUGUAUUUGGAGGCAGUUCUUAAAGAGACUAUGAGAUAUUACGUGAUGGCGCCUUUCGUUGGUAGAUAUAUUGAUCAGGAGGUCAAGUUAAAGAAUUGCACACUAAAACCUGGGCAUAAUUGUCUUAUGCUCUUAUAUGCUGUUCAUCGGAAUUCAAUAUGGGGUCCUGAUGUUGAAGAAUUUAUACCGGAGAGAUGGUUGGAUCCAGCAAAGAUGCCGAAUAACACCAGUGCCUUUACUGGUUUUAGCAUUGGAAAAAGGAAUUGCAUAGGUAAAACUUAUGCCAUGAUGUCAAUGAAGACCCUUCUAAGUCAUUUGCUCCGUCGAUAUAAAUUGCACGCAAAUCACACAAAUGUAGUUUUAAAACUAGAUGUCUUGCUCAAACCGGUAUCGGGACAUUUUAUUUCUAUUGAAGAUAGAUUAAAAUUAUAAAAAACCA